This is a messenger RNA of Penicillium cataractarum, 1443 nucleotides long. Its product is annotated as putative MFS transporter. Gene Ontology annotation, biological process: transmembrane transport. The coding region runs from base 1 to 1443 and encodes 480 amino acids. The transcript is spliced from 7 exons. Lineage: Eukaryota; Fungi; Ascomycota; Eurotiomycetes; Eurotiales; Aspergillaceae. The record is from RefSeq and is a predicted model, not a curated record. Gene Ontology annotation, molecular function: transmembrane transporter activity.
AUGGAGAAACCCACGUCUAUUGAUAACACGCGCGAGGUUGAGAUUGACGGGACGACUAGUCCCUCGCUCUCUCACGAGAUGGCUCUUCCAGAUCAUGAAUUGAAGAAUGCUGAUCCGUCGGAUAUGAAGAAUCCGCAGAAUUGGAGUCGGACUCGCAAGACUUUGCUCUUUGUCUCGCUGAUGGGUAGUUCGCUGCUUGCAGAUGGAGCAAUGGUUUGGGGUGGUACACUCGUUACGCCGCAGGCAAUGGAAUGGGGUAUCAGCGUCACACACUCAGCGACGAGUAUGAACUACGGCAUUCUGCUACAAGGCUUUGGUGGCAUGUUUGCAGUGCCAUUGAUUGAAGCCUAUGGUCGAUUCCCCGUCUGGAUCUGGCCACAGGUCAUCACAAUGUUCAUGGUACUGGGUGCCACACUCUCCCACGACUGGUCCACCUUUACAGCCUUCCGCUCGCUGCAGGGACUUUUCGGCACAGUCCCCCAGGUUAUCGGUCUACCUAUCAUUCACGAUAUGUACAGCCCAGAGGAAUGGCCUCGCAUGAUCAAUAUCUGGGGUACAACUUUCAUGGUCGGCCCUUUCCUCGGCCCCGCACUCGCUGGUUAUAUCGGCGCAGGCACAAACUGGGUUGAUUCCUUCGGCGUGCUUACGGCUAUCUAUGGCCUUUCUACGAUUAUGGUACUCGUCUUCGGCGCCGAGACUUAUUAUAACCCCGGCAAAGCACCAACCUCGCGUGUCGGUUCGUACUUUGGAGUUGGAAAUACGAAGUUGCCCAAGGGCUCAACUCUGUGGUACUGGUGCAAGGUUAUGGUGUUAUAUGUUUUCAAGUUCCCGUUGUUGAUGACGGGUAUUGCGAUUCUGGUGACUUUUACUUGGCCCAUUGGAAUCACCACUACCAUCGACAGCUUCUUGCACAGCCCACCAUAUAACUUUGACACUAUCGAAGCAUCAUCCAUGCGUUUCGCCGGUGUAAUCGGUGCUCUCGGCGGCUGGCUCGUCGGCUUCAUCUUCAACGACUGGAUCUUCAAGCGCCACCACGCAAACUGGCGGACCGAAUACCGUCUACACGGCGUCUGGUUCCCCCUCUCCAGCAUGGUCUGCGGCCUACUCACCUACGGUCUAACCAUGAACUUUGGCAAGCACUGGAUCGGUAUUGCCUUUGGAUGGAUCAUGGUUAAUAUCGGUAUGGUGGGGACAGUUGUUGCCGUAACAGCCUACGCCCUAGAAAAAUACCCCGAACAAUCCACCGUCGUCUCCGCAAUCCUAAACAUGUGGCGUACCUGCGGCGGUUUCGCUGUCGGAUACUUCCAGCCAGCCUGGAUUGCUCGGAACGGACUAGGUCUUGUAUUCGGUAUCCAAGCUAUCGUCGUCAGUGUCUCGGUUAUUCUGUGCAUUGUGCCGGUCUUGAUCAAGGAGAGACGAAAGAGUGUCGUUACCGCGGCUUAA